AUGCAAUUCAAGACUAUCGUUGCCGCCUUUGCUACUGUUGCCGCUGUCCAAGCCGCUAACACUUCCAAUGCUUCCAAUGCUUCCAAUGCUUCCAACUCUUCCAACGAUACUACCUCCUCUGUCUCCACCGCUGGUGCUGCUAACGCCAACGCCAUGGGUGCUGCUGGUUUGUUCGGUGCUGCCGUCGCUGCCGGUGUUGCUUUCUUAUUUUAA
This is a messenger RNA of Saccharomycodes ludwigii, 213 nucleotides long. RefSeq lists its product as uncharacterized. The transcript has a single exon. The coding region runs from base 1 to 213 and encodes 70 amino acids. The record is from RefSeq and is a predicted model, not a curated record. NCBI's taxonomy places the organism in Eukaryota, Fungi, Ascomycota, Saccharomycetes, Saccharomycodales, Saccharomycodaceae.